Molecule: messenger RNA, 2270 nt
Organism: Aphanomyces invadans
Lineage: Eukaryota; Oomycota; Saprolegniomycetes; Saprolegniales; Verrucalvaceae
Exons: 8
Coding region: 10-1974 (654 amino acids)
Biological process (GO): proteolysis
Molecular function (GO): cysteine-type peptidase activity
Source: RefSeq, a predicted model, not a curated record
AACGACACCAUGGCGAAUCUGUUGCGCGGUGUUCGUGAAGCCGCGGCAGAUGCGUUCUACCGCAUACGAGGCGAAGUCUUGGCGAAGGAGAAAGGUGCUCCCUACGUGGAGGAGAUCGUGCACUCCGACGAAGACGACGACGUCCAGGUGGUCGAACGGCCCGCCGCGGGGGAGACAAAACAAGCCUCUACCAGUUCGAGUGACUUUGACAGACACCAGUCACGAUUCAAACCACCAGCUCGACACUCCAUUGCAAGUGCUAGUCUAGAACAUGUCAGCUCAGGAUUCGCCGCGGUGCUGUUGCCGGCAAGCGAGCCGAAAAGACCAAGCUCUACGACCGCGGCUGGAGCAGGAACGGUCGCGUGCACGCAUACCAUGCUCUGCGAACGAUAUGUGGGUGCGACUAAGCUGUUCUUUCACCACGUCCGUGGUGAACUUGAGAUUCAAUUCUUGGCCAAGAACCCCGUGGCCACCAUCAGCAAGUACUGCAAGGCCAACGACGACAUCAAGCGGCUGUACCUUCCUUUUAACGAGAUUAAAGCGAUCGGAUACGGCGAGGCUGAAACACUCAAGUUGGUCGUAUUUACGUUGAACAAGAGCUCGAACGUUGUGAGGUUGCAGGUCUCCGGCGCAGACGGCCCACCGCCUGUCCCCGAAUGUGCGUUUGCAUUCGACGAUGACGUCGAGCUGGCCAAGAUGCAAAGUCUCCUGGCCAUCCAUUUCGCACAGCUGCCCAACACGUUGCUGCCGUUUGACGUGUCGGAAAAGUACCUGCGCAUUGCCAACCGUCGAUUCAAGAAAGCAACCAAGUAUUUCGACUACGUCGACGAGAAUGCUUUCCAUGCCAUGACAACGCGCCGUGCCGAAAAGCGCAAGCUGGCGGGACUGUCUGCCUUGUUUGACGGGCCUGCCAUCACAGGCACGACGUUUGCAUCGUCUCGGGCUAAACUGCACGAGUCGACGGCUGUCCCGACCCAGACAGACAACGCAUCGUUGGCUCCGACCAACGACGACCGCACAGCAGUCGUUGUGGACUCCCCGCCUCGAAAGCAGCGCUACACAGACGAAGAAAAAGCGGCGCGGCAGGAGGCCAAAGACCGCGUAGUUGUCCAUUAUCCCAUGAAGCAAGCUAAGAAUCGCAUCACGCUGACCGAAGGCGACCUCGGUCGUCUCGAGGAAGGCGAAUUUCUUAACGACAACCUCAUCGACUUCUUCUUCAAGUACUGCUACCAGCAGUUGGACGCGUGGCAACAGGACCUCAUGUAUUUUUUCAGCACGCACUUCUACACGACGCUCGUGCAGCAGCAAAAGCAGGAAUCCCAACACCAAGAAGCCGACAAGGUGCUGACGACCAGCAUGGCGGCAGUCAACCCAUUUGACAAGAUUCGGCGGUGGACUAAACACAUUUCGAUCUUUACGCAGCGCUUUCUCUUUGUCCCGAUCAACGACAAUUGCCACUGGAGCUUGGCCGUCAUUUGCAACCCUGGAUACCUCGCUCAACCUGCCCUCGUUGAACAUGGUGGCAGCGAUGCGCCGUGUAUUCUCUUCUUCGACUCGCUGCAAUGCCACAACAAGGUCAAGAUCAUCGCGUCGUUGCAAACGUACUUGGAAAACGAAUUUUACUCGCGGUACAGUGACCACGGCAUCACGUUUGACGUGACGCUGGCGACGCUCGUGGAACCCGAGGUUCCACGGCAAACCAAUUCGUGCGAUUGUGGCGUGUUUGUCCUUUUGUACGCGCUGGAACUCAUCAAGCGAUACCCCGGCGGAGUCCGCAAGGAUGACGUUGACGUGCAAUGCCGAAAUUUACUCCACGAAGUCAUGUUUUGCCACCAAAACAUUGUCGAGUUUCGAGACUAUUUGCAGACGCUGCUGGGCGUGCUCUCGGUCUGGCAAUCCGCCGAGAUCGUCGAUACAAAAGAAAAGCUCGACCGCGCAGGCAUGGGCCUCUUUACCAACAGCUUCACAUCAUAGGAAACCUUAUUUAUUCGUACGACGUGGCCUCCGCAACACAGCUCUUGUCGAUCACGACGUCAGGGGGUUGGCGAUAUCGCUGCCCCUCGAAACCACGACGACCGGCGCGGCGGCACUGUGCGUUGCCUUGGCCAUCUGGACGAGUCGCGCGAAGCCUUCGACCAUGUACUGCUGCUGCCACUUGGUCUCCGUCUCAAGGUCCAACGUCCGACCGUCUGUCACAAGCGAGAAGCAGUGGUCGUCCUUAAUCGUUGGGUGCUUCAUUUUCAAAAACGCACGCGACGUUUCGCACCCCG